Messenger RNA from Monodelphis domestica (gray short-tailed opossum), 5340 nucleotides. It is a transcript of the gene XPO5, whose product is annotated as exportin 5. The record is from RefSeq and is a predicted model, not a curated record. Gene Ontology annotation, molecular function: small GTPase binding; RNA binding; nuclear export signal receptor activity. Gene Ontology annotation, cellular component: RNA nuclear export complex; cytoplasm; nucleus. Lineage: Eukaryota; Metazoa; Chordata; Mammalia; Didelphimorphia; Didelphidae. Gene Ontology annotation, biological process: RNA export from nucleus; protein export from nucleus.
UGGUGGGGCCGGAGUGCGUACGCUGUGGAGAGGCAGCGGCGCGUGCGCAGGCCGCACUCAUUCCCUCCUCCCCUUCUCCUCAGCUCCUCCUCCAUCUCCUCCUCUUCCUCCUCCUCCUCUUCCUCCUCCUCUUCUUCCCCCCCCCCCCUCCCCACUCUGAGCGGUUGGUGCUCUUGCCCUCCUCUCUGCCGUUCUCCUCUGCUCGCGGUCUCACCCCAGCGGUGCGGCCGUGGUCUGUGAGCGCUUGCGGCCCGGGUUGCGGGGUUAGCAGUGGUUACCUCGUGCUCCGGGGUGCGGCGCGCGGCGCGCGGGGGGAUUCUCACCAUGUCGACGGAUGAAGUGAACGGCCUGUGCGAGCAGCUGGUGAGGGCGGUGACGGUCAUGAUGGACCCGAGCUCUACCCAGCGUUACCGCCUCGAGGCCCUCAAGUUUUGUGAAGAGUUCAAAGAAAAGUGUCCCAUCUGUGUCCCAUGUGGCCUGAAGUUGGCUGAGAAAACACAAACUCCUAUCGUUAGACACUUUGGCCUUCAGAUUCUGGAACAUGUUGUCAAGUUUCGGUGGAACAACAUGUCUCGCCUUGAGAAGGUGUUUCUAAAGAACAAUGUCAUGGGACUGAUAUCAAGCGGGACUCAGAAUAUUUUGGAGGAAGAGAGCCACAUAAAAGAUGUUUUAUCUAGAAUUGUGGUGGAAAUGAUCAAGCGGGAAUGGCCACAGCAUUGGCCUGACAUGUUGAAAGAAUUGGAUACCCUCUCUAAACAAGGGGAAACACAGACAGAACUAGUGAUGUUCAUCCUUCUGCGACUGGCAGAGGAUGUGGUGACUUUUCAAACACUACCUCCCCAGAGAAGGAGGGACAUACAGCAAACACUAACCCAGAACAUGGAAAAGAUCUUCAGCUUUCUGCUUAAUACCCUUCAACAGAAUGUGAACAAAUAUCGGCGAAUGAAAACAGAUGCUUCCCAGGAGCCAAAGGCCCAGGCUAACUGCAGGGUUGGGGUAGCAGCACUCAACACCCUGGCAGGCUACAUUGACUGGGUGACCAUGAACCACAUUACAGCUGAAAACUGCAAACUAUUGGAGAUGCUGUGCUUGCUUCUGAAUGAACCUGAACUUCAAGUAGGAGCAGCUGAAUGUCUCCUAAUUGCAGUCAGCAGGAAGGGUAGGUUGGAAGACCGGAAGCCCUUAAUGAUCUUGUUUGGAGAUGUUGCCAUGCAUUAUAUACUCUCUGCUGCUCAGACUGCUGAUGGUGGAGGCCUGGUAGAAAAACACUAUGUUUUCUUGAAGAGACUUUGUCAGGUCUUGUGUGCUUUAGGCAGCCAGCUAUGUGCUUUGCUGGGAAAUGAUUAUGAUGUUGAAACACCACCAAACCUUGGAAAAUACUUGGAGUCUUUUCUGGCUUUUACAACCCAUCCAAGUCAGUUUCUGCGGUCAUCAACUCAGAUCACUUGGGGAGCCCUCUUCCGGCAUGAAAUUCUAUCCCGGGAUCCUCUGCUUUUAGGAAUGAUCCCCAAAUAUCUCCGUGCUUCUAUGACUAACUUGGUGAAGAUUGGCUUUCCUUCUAAAACAGAUAGCGCUAGCUGUGAAUAUUCUCAAUUUGACUUUGACAGUGACGAGGACUUCAAUGCCUUCUUCAACUCAUUCCGAGCUCAGCAGGGAGAGGUGAUAAGGAUGGCCUGUCGCCUAGAUCCCAAGACUGGUUUUCAGAUGGCUGGGGAGUGGUUGAAGUACCAGCUUUCAACACCUGUGGAUACUGGACCAAUGAACUCUAGGACUGGAGAAGGCCUUUGUUCAAUCUUCUCUCCCUCUUUUGUACAAUGGGAUGCCAUGACCUUCUUUUCAGAAAGUGUGAUUAACCAGAUGUUUCGAACAUUAGAUAAAGAAGAAAUUCCAGUGAAUGAUGGCAUAGAACUCUUGCAGAUUGUACUGAACUUUAAUACCAAGGAUCCCCUCAUCUUGUCCUGUGUCCUUACCAAUGUUUCAGCACUCUUUCCAUUUGUCAGUUACAGACCAGAAUACCUGCCCCAGGUCCUUUCUAAGCUGUUUUCAUCUGUCACUUUUGAAAUCAUUGAGGAAAGUAAGGCUCCCAGGACUCGUGCUGUAAGGAACGUGAGAAGACAUGCUUGUUCUUCUAUCAUCAAAAUGUGUCGCGACUAUCCUCAACUUGUGCUGCCCAACUUUGACAUGCUUUAUAACCAUGUAAAGCAGCUGCUCUCCAAUGAGCUGCUCCUGACACAGAUGGAAAAAUGUGCUCUUAUGGAAGCCCUGGUUCUAAUUAGCAAUCAGUUCAAGGACUACAAGCGGCAGAAAGUUUUCCUGGAGGAGUUGAUGUCACCAGUUGCCAACCUUUGGCUUUCCGAAGAGAUGCAAAGAGUGCUAUCAGAUGCUGAUGCUUUUAUUGCCUAUGUGGGUGCUGAUAACAAAAUCUGUGAACCAGGCCUGGAAGAUGCCAAUGGUCUAAAUCGUUCACGAAUAAGUUUUUGUGUAUACACCAUUCUGGGAGUUGUGAAAAGGGCUCGAUGGCCCACAGACCUAGAAGAGGCUAAGGCUGGAGGAUUUGUGGUUGGCUAUACUCCAAGUGGCAAUCCAAUCUUUCGUAAUCCUUGCACAGAGCAUGUCCUGAAACUUCUCGACAAUUUGCUUGCUCUUAUAAGAACCCACAAUACUUUGUACACACCAGAGGUACUGGCUAAACUGGGAGAUAAUUUCUCAAAGGCUUUGGAUAUGCUCGAAGUAGAAAAGAAUGCUAUCUUGGGACUUCCUCAGCCUCUCCUAGAACUCUAUGACUCUCCUGUCUACAAAACAGUGUUGGAACGGAUGCAGGGUUUCUUUUGUACCCUUUAUGAGAACUGUUUCCAUAUCCUAGGGAAAGCAGGCUCUUCUAUGCAGCAAGACUUCUACACUGUUGAAGACCUUGCCACUCAGCUUCUCAACUCUGCCUUUAUCAACCUGAACAGCAUUCCUGACUACCGACUCCGACCAAUGCUUCGGGUUUUUGUGAAACCUCUGGUACUAUUCUGCCCUCCAGAGCAUUACGAAGCCCUUGUAUCUCCCAUCCUUGGACCCCUCUUCACCUACUUGCACAUGAGGCUUUCCCAGAAAUGGCAAGUCAUCAACCAGAGGAGUUUACUGUGUGGUGAAGAAGAGACUGCAGAUGAAAAUCCAGAGUCUCAAGAGAUGUUAGAAGAGCAACUGGUGAGGCUGCUCACUCGUGAAGUCAUGGACCUGAUCACUGUUUGCUGUGUUUCAAAGAAAGGCGCUGAACACAAUAGUACUACCAAUACCACCACCACCACCAAUAGCAGCACCACAGCUGAUGGAGAGGAUGAAGAGAUGGUAUGCACAGAGGUGGCCCCCUCAGCCAUGCCUGAACUCACAGAUCUGGGCAAGUGUUUAAUGAAGCAUGAGGAUGUGUGUACAGCACUGCUCAUCACAGCCUUUACUUCCUUAGCUUGGAAGGACACCUUGUCUUGCCAGAGAACCACCACCCAACUCUGUUGGCCUCUGCUUAAACAAGUACUCUCGGGAACACUCCUCUCUGAUGCAGUAACAUGGUUUUUCACCAGUGUACUGAAAGGUUUGCAGAUGCAUGGGCAGCAUGAUGGCUGUAUGGCUGCACUUGUCCACUUGGCCUUCCAGAUAUAUGAGGCAUUGCGCCCCAGAUACCUGGAGGUGAGAGCAGUGAUGGAACAGAUCCCAGAAAUACAGAAGGAAUCUCUGGACCAGUUUGACUGCAAGUUGUUGAACCCUACACUUCAAAAAAUUAAUGAUAAGCGCAGAAAGGAUCAUUUCAAACGUCUCAUUGCUGGCUGUAUUGGGAAACCUUUGGGAGAACAGUUCCGCAAGGAGGUUCACAUUAAGAAUCUUCCAUCGCUCUUCAAAAAAACAAAACCACUGCUGGAGUGUGAUGUGCUAGAAAAUGAGGAUGGAUGCUUGAGCACCAUUUUUGAACCUUGACAUGGCCACCUGAACAAUUUUCCCAGGCCUUCAUUGUCAUCUUUUCUCUUUCCCCCUUGUAGCUAACCUGUAGCUCCAGAACCAGGCUUGGAGAUGGAGAGCCAAUGACUGGCUCCAAGAGGCCAGAAGUAAUUACAUUGAUGUCAUUUUCAAGGGAGUUAGGGUUUACAUUAUUCUGACUAGUUCUCCCAAGAUAUCUCCUAACCCACUCAGAGUACCUCAUCUGAGCAUUUUCAAGAGAAGCCAUGAGCAGAACUAUUAUUCCUUGUUGUCAUUUUUCCCUUCUCCCUUUCAAAGUACCCUCCUUGCAGCUAUUCCAUAGACUAUGAGGUUGGGGUGUUUGUUUCAUUCAAAGUCCUAGCACUGCCACCAGUUGUGGCUGCACUUGGGCACAGAACCCUGUACAUAUUCCCUCUACUGAUAACUUCAAUCCAUGUGUUGUGGGAAGAGAGAAGCAGAACUAUUUGGAGGCUCUCUGGUUGCUGGAUUAGGAGUGUCAAGUGGAAUGCAUGUGUGGCCUACUCAUCUUGAAUGCUAGGCAUAGACUGUCGACAGCUGUGUGGCUGUGGCCAAGAAUAAAAAUCCUCCAAAGACUGGCCAAGCCCAAGUCAUCACUUCAGAGUUCCUUAGUUUCCCCUAUGUCAAGGGAAGCCUGAUCACCAAUAACCAUUUGAUGUCAUUCCCUCGUCGGCAAGGAUUCCUCAGUAGCAAAAGGCAGUCUCUGGUCAGUUAAUUUUCAGAUGCUUUACGGGCAUCCAAGGUUAUUGACAGAAUUAGGGAGCAUCUGUUUCUAGGACCUGGGUCAGCCCAGUUGCCUUUUCUUCUAUGACUUGGCCCUCAUGGCUUUGUGCCCAUGUAGCCUCAGAUGCCUUUAAUAAAUUCGAGGCUUCUGAAAUUCCAAUUGCCUAAUCACCAAUUGGGGCUAUUCAGAGCUGCCCAUAGUUGUAGAAAUCCCAUUCUAUAUAUAACAAAGGGUGAAUACUCCUGUAUCCUCCAAGAUCUAAAUCUAAAAUGAGCUGGAAAUAUAGGAUAGAGAGGAAUGAGGGGAAAGCUGGGAGAAGAGAUUUCAAAUCCAAUGUAUUUAUCUGUAUUGCACAGGCUUCCUGUGUACACACACACACACACACAUGGUUGUAGCAUUUAAAAGUUUUGACCACAAAGGCAAUUUUGGAACAUGCCUUCUACUAGCUUUGACUAUUGCCUUAGUGGAAGUGUGUGGUUGGGACCAUGAAGGGAACAGUUGUAUUUAUUUUGUUGUGAUAUUUUUUUAACAUCUUGUGACUUCAUGCUAGUUUUUUAAAUUGUUUUUAGAGCCUUUUUGUAGAAACAUUAACUCUUGAGGCACGCUUCUGCAUGUCAGUAAAAAAUCUUGAGUUUGAUACACAA